Messenger RNA from Toxoplasma gondii ME49, 4390 nucleotides. Its product is annotated as rhoptry protein, putative. The coding region runs from base 454 to 3645 and encodes 1063 amino acids. Gene Ontology annotation, biological process: protein maturation. Gene Ontology annotation, cellular component: endoplasmic reticulum membrane. The record is from RefSeq and is a predicted model, not a curated record. The transcript has 8 exons. NCBI's taxonomy places the organism in Eukaryota, Apicomplexa, Conoidasida, Eucoccidiorida, Sarcocystidae.
ACCGGAAGAGAGGUGCCAAAUCUCCGGGUUCUCCUUCAGCACAAAUGCAUGCCGCUCAAACAACUUCUGUAUCUCGCUGAAUGGAGCUGGCUACUUUUUCUGUUGUCGCUUCGAUCGGCGCAGGUGUCAACUUGUAGUUCCGAGUAUGACAGUUUUACGCAGCUAGUUUCUAUGUGGAAAGAUAUCGAGCUGCUGGAAGUUGUGGUGCCUACACUCAAGCGCACAGUUCUUUUCAGCACGUCACCUUUUCUUUUUUCGCUUUUUCGAAACUGGAGACAAGCGUGUUGUUGCCGCCGCUGUAGAUCGUUUUUGCCCUGACGGAAGCUGGCUCGUUGGACGGCGACACCCCGCGGUUCCGUGGGCCGGUUUCCAUCGGGCGCUUCCUCCUUUCUUCACCAACUAAGCGCUGGCACAAGUUUUUUCGUACAUUUCCCGGAAGGUCCGCAUUUGUGCAUGUUGCGCCACUUCGGUGGCGGGUUCAUGCCUUGGCGUCACCUAGACAUCAGCUCGCUUCACUGGGUGGACAGCGCCAGGUUCGGCAGUCAUUGUAAGCGUUACAACCAGGAGUCAGCGACAGAGCGUCUGCGCGAAGGAGAUGCAUGGAACCCAUCAACCGUGCUUGCCGUGAACCCCUCCGUUUCAACAAUGAGUAACGGGGCCGUGGCCGACUCUGCUGGUGAUUCGGGGCAGCAGACACCGGAGGAAACCAGAGGCUCCAGAGACACUUUCGUUUUUGGGCCGUUCAAAGAAUGGUUGAAACACCACUGCAGUCUCUCAAAAAAGGACCAUGCCCUAACUGCCGAGGAUCUGAAGGUUAUGGAAGGCACGUACUGGCUGGCUCGCAUUGUUUUCUUCCGCACUUUGGGAUUCGUGUACUUCACGGCUUUCCUUAUCGCCCACAUGCAGGGACCGGGCCUCUUCGGACAGGAUGGUUUGCUCCGCCUCGAGGAUACGCCUCCGUGCAAGAGCAGUGGCCAAGACAGCCGAGAGUUGUGGACACGCUUCGCUGCUGAGCCGUCUCUCUUCCACUUCUUCAGCUGCACGGACGCAUCCCUCCUGUUCAUCACGUCCAGCGGUCUGGUUCUUUCAGCCGUGCUCAUCCUCACUGGAGGCGUCACUGUGCCAGUGCUCUUGUGGCUGUGGCUGUCGUACAUGACGAUUCAGGCAGCCGGUCAGAGGUUCUACACUUUCACCUGGGACACUCUGCUGCUGGAGGUCGGCUUCUGGGCGAUGCCUUUGACGCUGGUCUGCUUCUUGCGCCCUUUCUUGCCACUGACGAGCGCUCCUUCACCCUCUAAUACGACGCCGGAUGGUCCUGGCGCACGGCCCUCGACCCUGAAAUCUGCGACGAUGUCACAGUCUGCGGGAGGUGGCGGCGUUUCCGGCGCUCAACUCGACCCCGGCCAUCCGAAAGAGGGAGCAGACGGUCGUGGAAGUACAUCGGCUGCCGCGGAGCUCUCUUCGACAGAUGGCGUUCGCGAAAAUCCCUCUGGUCCUGAGAGCGACAGUUCUUCCAGUGGGAAACGUUCCACCCUGCGAGGUCAGCAGAUGCUGAGGUGGCCGCGCGCAGCCCUCCAGCUUCUUCUUCGGUGUUGCCAUUCACUCGUCUCUCCCGGGGCGCCAUUCUUGCCACCGACCUGGCCAACCCCAUGGAUUUCUGUGUGGGGAUACCGGUGGUUGUUGUUUAGACUGAUGCUCGGCGCAGGCCUCAUCAAACUCCGCGCAGACACUGCGUGGACCAACCUGACAGCGAUGCAGUGGCACUACGAGACUCAGCCGCUCCCGAACCCUGUUGCCUGGUUCGUGCACAUGUUGCCUAUGAGCAUGCACAAGUUUGAGGUACUGAUGAAUCACUUUGCGGAACUGGUUCUCCCCUUCGCCGUCUUGUCCCCCUGGAGACAACUCCGCUUGUUCUCCGGCUGCUUCCAACUUCUCUUCCAAGUCGCCAUCAUCAUCACGGGAAAUCUGGCGUUCAUCAACUGGCUCACAAUCGUCUUCAUUGUGUUUCUUUUCGACGACCGAUUCCUCAUGUGGUUGUUUCCGACUUCGACUCUGAAUAAAUUGCGGCCUCUCCUCCAGGGCUGUCCGGGCAACUGGUCUUUCCCGUCGAGCGACUCUGUGACCAAAGACACCAGCACAAGUGUCUCGAAGAGCGAGUCCGAGAAGUCCCCAAGGGAGCCACAAGCUUGCAGUGAACAGAGGCCGCUCUUGCGCAACGACGUAAAACUCAGAGAAACCUCAGAAGCUGAAGAGGCGCACUGUCCUCCAUCUUCGUCAUCGGCCACCACGGCUGCGGUGUCUCGAGCGCUUCCGUGGCGUCUCUUGACGGGGCCAAAGUGGACGGGGCGGGCACUCCGGCGCAUGCUCGCAACCUGGGGCUGCUGGCGAAUUCCGUUGUUUCUGUUCAUCGCGGCCGUUCUGGUCACCAGCGAUGGCAUUCUUCUUCUCCUUCUCGGGAAAGCCGCUACAGCCCCAUCCUUGUCGACGACACUCGUCUGGGAGUCUGCGGGUCUCCUUCUUCUCAUCCUGACUUCCGUGGUGGCUUUGGGCGGUCUUGCCGGGGCCGCGGGAGUCCCGUGGUCUCUUCUGGGGGCAGCUGUAUCUGCCUUUUCUCCCCGUUUCACCGUAGAGAACCAACACCCUCUGACAAACCUGGCGUCUGUGGAGCGGUCGGAGACAGCAGAGAAUGCGAGCUUACCAACACACCCUCAAGACUCUGAACGGCGCGGCACGGUGCUGCGCCGGCCUCGACAGACUGAGGAGGAUGUGGGAGGACACGAGGGCGGAGUAGUCGAGAGUCGAAGACAGUCGAAGUCUGUGGUCGAUGCAGACGAAGGCCGCGAUGAGGCAAAACUUCUGUGGAAAAGAACGCAAGAUGUAGGAGCCCUUGCCUUCGAGGUUCUGGUCGCCGGCGUCGUGCUUGCGAAUCUCCUGUUCAUGCACUUUCACCUCGGUCCAACUUUCGCCGGUCUUGAUCUCCUGACCGGGUUGCUCUGCGUCCUUUUGUUUGCCUUCGCACAUCGCCACUGUUCAAACUCCUUCCUUGUUCUGCGUGUGAUGACGGAAGUGGGGCUCCUUAUCGUUCUGGUUUGGCGUUCGAUCCCCGUUGUCGAGAAUCUUCUCUCGCCCCACCAGAUCAUGAACGAUACAUACGACUCCUUUCGCCUCGUUAACAGUUAUGGUCUUUUCGGAUUCAUGACCAAGCAACGGGAGGAGCUCGUCAUUCAGGGAACGUAUGAACCAGAUCCCCCGUCGGCACCUGCCAACCCAGCGUGGCAAACAUAUGAGUUCUACUGCAAGCCCGGAGACAUAGACCGGCGUCCAUGUUUCGUCUCGCCAUACUAUUACCGCCUAGACUGGCUGAUGUGGUUUGCCGCGUUCAACGCCGACUUGCAAGCUCCAUAUUGGCUCCUUCGGCUAGUCAAAAAAAUGCUUGCCAACGAUCCCAAAACUUCGGCUCUGCUCGCGCACAAUCCCUUCCGAGGAAAACGCCCUCCCACAUUCAUUCGAAUUCUCCGCUACGACUACCACUUUGCGUACAAAGGAAAGGAACAGGACAUGUACGAGCAGGGAAAGUGGUGGCAGAGAAAGUAUUUGUCCGAGUUUCUGCCACCUGUUAGCGCCGCCCUGUUCCGCAAGAUUUGAUACUGUGACGAGGAGAACGCCGUACAAAUUUUCUUUUGCAGGCGGUCACGAAGGACUUAGAGUUGACCGGCAGUUCUCCAGUUUUUUCAAGGCUAAAAAGUACCGUUUGUCUUGCAUCAUACAAAACAGGGACUGGCAAAAUUUCUACGGUGCACAUACACCAAGUGUCGUCGCUGCGAAAGGGGAGCUCUUCAGUGCCGGAACUCACAGCCCUUAGCCAAGUGUUGGAUAGUUCAGGAUUUCUCGAGAACUUUUUAGGUGGUAUUUGUGAACGACAUUUUGUUUUUGGGGGGCAACCGGUUUGUGUCCUUUGGAGAAAAGGCCAAGAUGCUGUGUGGCUUACUGCCAGUCUGUGGCUGCAGUCGUUGAACCGACAACAGCAGACAGUUCAGCAACAGGCAAAGGGCACUAUGUCUCGGGAGGACCUCAAUGGCAAAGAUAGCGAGACUUCUCUAGAUGCCUCGCACUGCAAGAAGCAGUAGAAAAUAAACGCAUUCUCAGAUGCCCUGUGAACUCAUGACGUUGGGCUAAGACCGCAGGCUCCUGCGAGGCAGCUGCUGGCGGUCUGCUCUGUUGACGGCAUUAUGGGGAGUUCACUUUAAGCUUUGUUGUGUCGAACUUCAUUGGUUACAAAUGAAGUUUUAUGCACAUCACUGUAAGAGAACAAACGGGAAGGCAAUCGACCUGGCCAUGCGAGUGCGUUGUCGAUCAUUAAAACGAUCCUUUGUGUUACAUCUUAUCUUGC